UUGCUGAUAUUUGAUAUCUGCAGCUCCGGCAUGGAAUCCAAUCUAGACUGUUAAGAUGCACGUGACUACGCGGUGCCGCUGAACGCGUUUCUGACUUUCUCCGCGCAGGCGAAAAGUACUACUUUGGAAUUUCGGACGAAACUGCGAUAGCACGGCGCACAGCCCCAAUAUAGAGAUAUCCAGCAUUACACCAUGGGUAGCGAAGAGAUCUCUGAAUUCGAAAAGCAGCGUCUCGCGAAUAUCGCAGAGCGCGAUGCGCUGCUCAAGAAGUUAUCGCUGAAUGCGCAGUCCUCCGGCCUUUUCCCGCCGAAGAUGCCAAAUCGCUCAACGGGGGACCAAGCAAAGUCGAAGAAAAAGGCGAUCCCAAAGAAACCAAAGAAGGAAGAGGAGUCGCCUGCACCGCGGCGUAUGUCCUCACGACUGAGGGGUAUCGCGGCGGAAAGCGAGGUGGCGAAGCGGAAAUCAGAGGAGCAAAAUGCGUUCCAGGAGGCGGAGAGGGCGAAGAGGGUACGGAAGUCAGACUCUUUUUCGCUGAAUGAUAUUUUUGUUUCGGGGCAAAAGCUUAGCGGAGAUGGCCUGCUCGGUGUCGAUGUUGUCACGAAGGGCGUUGCGAUGCCUUACCAACGGACGUUUGGCGAUGAUGACAUUAAAAAGACCACGGAUAAAGAAUUAAAAGCAUUGAGGAAGGAAAUGAGUGACUUGCAGCUGUGGGAGCCUUGGGAGCCUAACCGAAUCAAGCUCACCCCUGAGCGAGUGUACACCAUGACGUUCCACCCUUCGGAGACGAAGCCAUUGAUCUUUGCUGGAGACAAGAUGGGUCAUCUCGGUGUCCUGGAUGCAUCACAGGAAAAGCCAACCUCAACUAAGAAGGAGGAGGACGAUGACGAAGACGACGACCCAGACCCCGUCCUGACCACUUUGAAACCACAUACCCGCACGAUAAGCUCCAUGGCGAUUCAUCCUUCCAAACCUACCUACCUUUAUACAGCUAGUUACGACGGCUCCAUCCGAGAAAUGGACCUGGAGAAGACAACAUCCGUGGAACGGUACGCCCCAGAUUCCACGUCAGAGGAUGUUCCGCUGUCUGGUUUGGAUAUGGCUGUCGAUGAUCCCAACACUCUCUAUUGGACUACCUUGGAGGGGGAGUUUGGUCGAUAUGAUAUACGUACACCUAAGACAGAUUCAGUAGCCGUCUGGCGCUUAUCCGAGAAGAAGAUAGGCGGCUUCUCGCUCUUCCCGGCGCACUCGCACUACUUUGCGACAGCUAGUUUGGAUCGCACUAUGCGACUUUGGGACAUCCGAAAGCUAUCACAUCGUGACCCUGUUCCUGUGGGGGAACACCAGAGUCGAUUGUCAGUUUCUCAUGCGGCGUUCAACAGCGCUGGUCAGGUUGCGACCUCAUCUUACGACGAUAGCUUGAAGUUGUACGACUUUGGUGCUAAAGGUAUUGCUUCCUGGAAGCCAGGGCAUACCCUUUCAGACCAAGAAAUGAAGCCUGAUACGGUGGUACGGCAUAACUGUCAAACUGGACGAUGGGUUACCAUUCUCCGUCCUCAGUGGCAACUAAAUCCCCAAUCGCAUAUCCAACGAUUCUGCGUCGGAAAUAUGAAUCGCUUCGUCGACGUUUACAGUAGUUCGGGUGACCAGCUGGCGCAACUUGGAGGCGAUGGCAUUACUGCCGUUCCUGCCGUUGCAGUCUUCCAUAGGAGCAAGAAUUGGAUAGCCGCUGGCACGGCUAGUGGAAAGAUCUGUUUGUGGAUGUGAAAAGCUAUCCCGUGAGCGUUUGUCUGCCUGUAUUUAUAUUCUUCGUUGCUUUUAUCUAUCCUCGAACAACCCGGAUUUAUCUGUAUCAUGAUGUUGGCUUUUUCGUUCAUUAUGCUAGACUCUCUGGGGGUGAACAAUUAUACCGGACGCAGGUUCAAUAUCAUAAGCCAUUCAUUCAUAACCCAAAAGAUGUUAUCCAACAGG
This is a messenger RNA of Aspergillus alliaceus, 1968 nucleotides long. RefSeq names its product WD domain protein. Gene Ontology annotation, molecular function: protein binding; DNA binding. Lineage: Eukaryota; Fungi; Ascomycota; Eurotiomycetes; Eurotiales; Aspergillaceae. The record is from RefSeq and is a predicted model, not a curated record. Gene Ontology annotation, cellular component: nucleus. Bases 193 to 1764 code for a protein of 523 amino acids. The transcript is spliced from 3 exons. Gene Ontology annotation, biological process: regulation of DNA damage checkpoint.